CUGAAUCAGUACGAUUUUUGAGUGCAAAACGUUAAGAUGAAUCAAUUUGUGAGCGGAAUUUUGUUGACGCUGCUGCUGGCGGCGCUGUUGCUGGCCCCCACCGAGGCCGCUGUGGCACGUGGCAUCUUCAAGGAUGCCAAACAUCCCGGCAAGUGUUAUGUGUCGGAAAAUGUCAUCCUGAGUCCGGGCGAAUAUGCCAAAUAUCCGAAAAUGGACUGUGCACGCAUUAUAUGUGCAAGCGGCAGCAUGGCAGAAAUCCACACUUGCGGCGUUGAAGCUCCACCCCCAGGCUUUAAGUUUGGCAAAGCGAGGAAUCCCAAUGCCGAUUACCCCGAUUGCUGUCAACAUGAGCUGGUUAAAGCCGAAGACUGCGCAGCAAAGUACAUAUCGAGCAUCUAAAAAUAAAACAAACAAAAACAAAAACAAAUACAAAAAUAUCAGACGAUUUUACACAGUCAUCUAUACCAUAAAUAUACACAUUGCUUCAGGCCUUUUCAUCACCAAACUAUUAAAAUUCAUAAGAAGAAAUAUUUGAAAAAAUAUUGCACAGUGCUCAAAUGACCAUGAAGGAACUUAUAAGUGACAUCAACUUCAUCCACAUAUAAAACUUCACACUUCAAAGUAUUUUGUCAACAACAUGAAGUCAACAUGGAGCACACAUUAAAUACAACAGCAGGCUUUCAACUCGUGCUUCAGGCGUGGCAACGCCUUUUAAAAAGUUGAAGAGAAAUUAAGCAAAAAAUACGAAAUUCAACA
Messenger RNA from Drosophila hydei, 756 nucleotides. RefSeq lists its product as uncharacterized. Bases 37 to 399 code for a protein of 120 amino acids. The record is from RefSeq and is a predicted model, not a curated record. Lineage: Eukaryota; Metazoa; Arthropoda; Insecta; Diptera; Drosophilidae. The transcript has 4 exons.